Messenger RNA from Humulus lupulus (European hop), 2417 nucleotides. RefSeq names its product probable arabinosyltransferase ARAD1. Bases 668 to 2158 code for a protein of 496 amino acids. NCBI's taxonomy places the organism in Eukaryota, Viridiplantae, Streptophyta, Magnoliopsida, Rosales, Cannabaceae. The transcript has 3 exons. The record is from RefSeq and is a predicted model, not a curated record. Gene Ontology annotation, molecular function: glycosyltransferase activity.
CACAGUAGUAAACUCCUACAGCACAGACACAGAGAGGGGACACGAGAAAGAGAAAAAAGGGUCCUCAAAGUUUUGCUCUUUUUCUCUGUUCUCCAUUUCUUCUAAAUAUGCAUAAUAUAUAUUUGAUAAUUACAACCUAAAAAGAUUCCACGAGAAAGCUGAAAAUUUACAAAAAAAAAAAGUUGUCACUGUCCGGAAAGAGACCCUAUCUGUGCACUGUACCAGUGCAUGCCUUCUUCAACUUAGUUGCUCUUCAGUCUCAACGGAGGGAUAUCUUCACGACAUUGAAGCAUCAUAUUUCAAGCUUGACCAGAUUUUGCAAAUUGCUUUGGGGUUUAACUCAUAAGGAGAGGACCUUUAUUUAUUUGUACGAAAUGCUCUCCCUGGAAUGAUAAUUGGAGAUAGUUGGGGCCUUGACAUUGUAUGAACAGUCUUUUUUUUUAAAAUCCCUGAGGGUUUUAAGAUAAAAACUGGGUUUUGCCUUAUACAUUGAAGAUGGGUGUUUCUCUUUUCAACUUUCUAUAAGUACUGAAGCUUUUUUUUUUCUGAAGUUUAUGGGCUUUAAGAUACUCCUGUCCCUAAAGAAGAAAAUAUUGUUAUCUUUUUAGUACUUAUUGGUGUUGCCACAAUCUACAGAGGGUUUGGUUUUUAUAUCUGUAUUUAAUCAAUGUCGGAAAAGAGCAGGCUGUCGUCAAGGUUUAUUUUUUAUUUAAUAACCAUUUCCAUGUUCCUUUUGAUUUUUUCUUCUAUCUUUCUUCUUCAAUUUAGCAAUUCUUCUUUCACACCCAGGUCCGUUUUUAAGCUAAUUCUUGUUAAUAGUACCUCAUUUUACUUAAAGCCCAAUGUGAUUAGAGAAGAGUUUGAAGUUCCUUUACUUUCCUCUGAGAUGUCACAAGUUGAUGCCACAAACCCCAUCAUGAGGAAAGAGCCACCUUGCCCAAUUUCGAAUUCUAGAAAUAAAACUACUUCUUUCAGAAGUAAGAAAACGAUGGCCUGUGACCCACCUCAGGCCCGCCUAAGAGUGUUUAUGUAUGACUUGCCUCCUGAGUUUCACUUUGGUUUAUUGGAUUGGAAAGGGAAGGGGAAUCAAACUUGGCCUGAUGUCCAAAACCCGAGUCGAAUCCCAUCUUACCCUGGUGGGUUGAAUCUACAGCACAGCAUGGAAUACUGGCUCACCCUUGAUCUUUUAUCAUCCAAUGUUGGAACAAUGGUCAGGCCUUGCACUGCAAUCAGAGUGAAGAAAUCAAGUCAAGCAGAUGUUAUCUUUGUCCCAUUCUUCUCAUCUCUGAGUUACAACCGGCAUUCCAAGCUUCAUGGGAAGGAAAAAGUUAGUGUCAACAAGAAGUUGCAGGAGAAGCUGGUUCAGUUUUUGAUGAGUCACGAUGAAUGGAACCGGCAGGGUGGGAAAAAUCACCUAAUAGUUGCUCACCAUCCAAAUAGCAUGUUAGAUGCAAGAAGGAAGUUAGGUUCUGCUAUGUUUGUGCUUGCAGAUUUUGGAAGAUACCCGGUUGAAAUAGCAAAUCUUGACAAGGAUAUAAUCGCUCCUUACAGACAUCUGGUGGGAACUGUUCCCAUCAAUGAAUCAGCCUCGUUUUCAGAACGUCCUAUAUUAGCUCACUUUCGGGGAGCUAUUUACAGAAAAGAUGGAGGAGUUAUUCGCCAAGAACUUUUUUAUCUUCUCAAAGACGAAAUGAAUGUACACUUCAGUUUUGGUAACAUCAAAGGGAAUGGUGUCAGCCAGGCAGGCCAGGAAAUGGCCACCUCAAAGUUUUGCUUACAUAUUGCCGGUGACACACCUUCUUCGAACAGGCUGUUUGAUGCCAUUGCUAGUCAUUGUGUUCCUGUGAUAAUUAGUGACCAAAUUGAGCUACCCUUUGAAGAUGUGUUGGACUACUCGAAGUUUUGCAUAUUUGUUUCAGCACCUGAUGCUAUUAAGAAGGGAUACCUACUGAAUCUUCUUAGGGGAAUCAAUGAAGAAAAGUGGACCAAGAUGUGGAAAAGAUUGAAGGAAAUCGUACAUUUCUUCGAAUAUCAGUAUCCAUCCCAUUCUGGAGAUGCUGUGGAUAUGAUUUGGGAGGCAGUGUCACGAAAGAUAUCUUCUAUACAAUUUAAUCGACACAAGAACAACAGAUACAAGAGAUCUCAGCCUCAGCCAUAAGCACAAACCUGUAAUCAUGGUCUCUCUUGAAAGUUUUUGAAUCAUCUCUUGGACUAGCAGCAGCUGAACAUCAUCAGGCUUUUUGUGUUUGCUGAACUAAGGUUUAUUAGAUAGACAGAAAGAGAAAUAUGCCUGAGUUGAAUUAUCUGUAUGGUUUCUUUUUUGGAAUGAUUUUCAUUUUUUUUCUGUAUAACCACCUACAGUACUGAUUUAGUUGUACCUUCUAUUAAUUUAAAGCUAAAUUCUUUGCAUUUGUUUA